Wyeomyia smithii (pitcher-plant mosquito) is the source of this 2204-nucleotide messenger RNA. RefSeq names its product phenoloxidase 8-like. NCBI's taxonomy places the organism in Eukaryota, Metazoa, Arthropoda, Insecta, Diptera, Culicidae. Bases 68 to 2125 code for a protein of 685 amino acids. Gene Ontology annotation, molecular function: oxidoreductase activity. The transcript has 7 exons. The record is from RefSeq and is a predicted model, not a curated record.
AAACAGAACAAGAUGCAAUUUUCUCACAUAUCUUAGUGAUCGACUGAACUCAUUCGGUUAGUAUACUAUGGCAAAUAAUAACGUCAAAUUCCACGGCCUCUUGCAGCGGCCUUAUGAGCCCAUGUUCCUUCCCAAAUCGGGGGGACAAGUGUACUUCGAUUUACCGAAUAACUAUUUCACCGAUCGAUAUCGCCCUUUGGGCCAAACGCUGCAAAACCGCUUCGGUUCAAAUGUGCAAACUCGAAUUCCUCUACCGAAUAUCGCGGCUCCUGAUAUUAGCUUCGCGCAAUCCAUUCCCCGGCGAGGAGGUUUUUCGACAUUCAAUGAAAUGCACCGACGUGUUGCAGGGCAAUUGAUAGAGCUUUUCUUGAACCAAAGUGAUCCGGAUAACUUGUGUGCAGUGGCUGCAUAUUGCCGAGAUCGGGUGAAUGGACCAAUGUUCCAAUAUGCUCUAUCGGUGGCGUUACAACAUCGACAAGAUACGGCAAAUGUUCCGAUACCAAGCUUCUUGGAAAUGUUUCCAGAUCGGUUUAUAGAUCCAGCUGUUUUCCCACAAAUGCAAGAAGAAGGUAGAGUUGUUAGCCAAGGUGACAGGAUGGCCAUUGAUAUACCGAUGAACUACACAGCUUCUGAAAGAGAGUUGGAACAGAGAAUGGCUUAUUGGCGAGAAGAUAUCGGUGUUAAUCUACAUCACUGGCACUGGCAUUUGGUAUAUCCAGCUACUGGUCCUGACAGGGUUGUACGAAAAGAUCGCAGAGGAGAACUUUUCUAUUACAUGCAUCGACAGAUCGUAGCACGUUACAAUACGGAACGAUUCGCAAAUCAGCUGCCUCGCGUGCUCACAUUUGCUCAUUUACGUGAACAAAUUCAGGAGGCCUAUUUUCCAAAAAUAAUUCGAAGUUCCAAUAAUCGCACUUUUCCAGGGCGAGGUCGUAAUCAAACCUUGAAUGAUUUGAAUCGCGUCGAAGACCAAGUAAUUGUAUCAAUCAGCGACAUGGAAACAUGGACUGGAAGAAUAUUCGAAGCAAUCGAUAAUGGCUUUGCUAACGCGGCCAACGGCACACGAAUGCCAUUAGACAAUCAAACAGGAAUUGACGUUCUCGGAAACAUGAUAGAAAAUUCUACGCUCACUGUUAAUGUCAAUUAUUACGGAAGACUACACAACGAAGGUCACAAUAUGCUCGGUUAUAUUCACGAUCCGGAUAAUUCUUUUCUAGAAGGGUUCGGAGUGAUGGCUGACAAUACGACGGCUAUGCGUGAUCCAGUAUUCUAUCGUUGGCAUCAACAUAUUGAUGAUAUUUUCGAACGUCAUAAACGUCGGUUUAAGCCGUACAAUAGAGAUGAGUUAUCAAACUCAGAUAUUGAAAUCGAAUCAAUUAGCGCCCAACUAAAUCGCGCUGGCACGAAAAGCAAUAUUUUGCUAACUUUUUGGCAAAGAUCGCAAGUCGACCUUGGUACAGGAUUAGAUUUCGGACCAGAUGGUAAUGCUUUUGCCACUUUCACACAUAUUCAGCAUGCUCCAUUUACCUAUAGAAUCAAAGUCAAAAACGAUAGCAAUAUUAACAAACGCGGAACUGUCAGAAUUUUCAUCGCACCAGUAACUAACGAAAGUGGUCAGAAUAUUCCAUUCCGUGAACAACGUCGUUUAAUGAUUGAACUUGACAACUUUGCGGUAAACAUGAAUCCAGGUGAAAAUAAUAUCGUACGCCGAUCCGAUCAAUCCAGUGUGACAAUUCCGUAUGAACGCACAUUCCGCAACGUUGCUGCAUCGAAUAUACCGAGCAACGAUCAAUUCAGGUUCUGCAACUGUGGGUGGCCCUCGCAUAUGCUGUUACCCAAAGGAACUCCCCAAGGGGCGAUGUACGAUCUAUUUGUGAUGAUUUCAAACUAUAACGAUGAUGUGGUCAACCAGGGUUUUGAUGAGAAUGCGCCAUGCAACGAUUCGCACUCCUAUUGUGGCCUCCGUGAUAUGUUGUAUCCUGAUGCACGCAACAUGGGCUUUCCAUUUGAUCGCACGGUUGCAUCAUCGAUAUCGAGUUUGAAGGAUUUCAUGCGACCAUACAAAAACAUGGCUACAACACCUGUCCAAAUUCGUUUCACGAACACGGUUAUCUCAAGAGUUUGAAAAUGCUUUCUUACUCAGUUCUUGAUAAUAAUCUGCAAUAAAUAUAGUAUCCAAGAUUGCACUAUGUUUCUUAGUCAAA